AUGACGCCCGGAAUACUCUCCGACACGGCUUCCAAAGCUAUCUUCCUGACGGUCUUCAUCUGGCGAUACACUCGUCUGGCCGUCAACAUCAUCUCCUACAACUUUCUCUACAAGCCUUCCCCCCGUCGUGUCAAUCCCAGGUAUACUCCCGGGGAUUGCUCUGUCAUCGUUCCAACCAUCGAUCCCGGGAACCCGAGAUUCCGCGACUGCAUUCGCAGUGUCCUGAGCAACAACCCCGAUACCGUCCAUGUGGUGACCGCCGGCCUAGGGCGCCAUGGCCACGAGCGGCUGAAUGGGAUCAAGAAGGUCACUGGUGAGCUCCAGAGAGAACUAUCCAGCAGGGCGAGGGUGGUGGUCAGUCUCAUUGAGCACCCUAAUAAGAGACAUCAGGUAGCACACGCCAUGCGAAAGAUCCACACAGAGAUCACCGUUUUGCUGGACGACAGUGUGACCUGGGGCAGCGAAUUUCUGCCCUCAAUGCUCGCUGCAUUUGAGGACCCGGAUACCGCCUUUGUCGGGACAAAGAAAAGGGUGGUCCGGGUCGAGGAUUCAAAGACGGGACUUGCUCGUUUCUGGUCAAUGGGCUGGCAGUUCCUGGGAUCCAUCUAUCUCGAGCGCCACAAUUUUGAGGUGCGGGCUACUAACGCCAUGGACGGCUCAGUCUUCGUCAUCUCUGGUCGUACUUCGGCCAUCCGCACCGAGAUUGUCAACACGAGCGACUUCUUGACCUAUUUUGAGAACGAACGGUUCUUUUUCGGUCUCCUUGGGCCUCUCAAUCCCGAUGAUGACAACGCAAUCACUCGAUACGUACUGAAGUCUCGCCGCUUCCCUCGAUGGAAGAUCAAGUGGCAGGCAACAGAGGAGGCGACUAUCGAUACCGUCCUCGGUGUAGACCCGGAACGGUUCAUCAAGCAGAAUCUGCGGUGGACGCGCACCACCUGGCGAUCCAACAGCUGCUCCGUCUUCACCGACCGCACGGCGUGGCGGUUCCCCUACGGGCUCUUCGCCAUCUACCUCCACAGCUUCGUGCAGUUCUCCCUCUUCGCCGACGCCACGAUGCUUUUCACCGUCACCCAGACCAGCCAGUACCAGACGUCCAGGUUCCCGGGUCUCCUCCUGGGGUGUCUUGCCGGAUUUAUCUUGCUGGGCAAGAUCGCCAAGCUGGUGCCCUAUCUCAAGCGAAACCCGGCCGACGUCAGGUUCCUGCCCUUCUUCUACUUCCCCUUCGCGUACUUGCACUCGUUCCUGCGCCUCUGGGCGCUGCUGACCUUCUGGGACUGCGAGUGGUCCGGCCGGGAUCUCAAGGCGAUCGACCACGAGUCCGACGGGGCGGACGAGGCCCAGCACCGGGACGGCGAAUUGGCAAUUCCCAUGGAUCGCUUGGUUGAGCGGCAUCCCGACGGUCUGCAAGUGGCAAGCGGUUGA
Messenger RNA from Phialemonium atrogriseum, 1425 nucleotides. Its product is annotated as glycosyltransferase like family 2-domain-containing protein. The transcript is spliced from 3 exons. Bases 1 to 1425 code for a protein of 474 amino acids. The record is from RefSeq and is a predicted model, not a curated record. Lineage: Eukaryota; Fungi; Ascomycota; Sordariomycetes; Cephalothecales; Cephalothecaceae.